AAUUUCAGAAGGUCUAAAAUCCUACCUAAAUACACAUAAAUAUUGCGUAUGAAUGAACCUUCUGGUUCUCAAAACGUUGUUCACACGAGUUGACAUUUUUCCAGUACUCAUUUAAAAUCAAACACCUCGUCAACAUGCUCUUUACAUUAUAAGAAAUUUUCAGAUUUCUAAAGUAUCAAUCAAUGAUUACAGUGUGAAUCUACCUAAGCGUUCCUAUAAAUUUCCAUGUUUUUCUGAUUUGUUUUUUAGCUACUUAAUUAAUGUACAGUAGUAUAUUCCUGAAUGUCUCCUUAGCCAAUCAUUUUACAGUAGUUAUUGACCAAUCAUCUAUCUUCAUUUCAUAAUAUAUUCCUUAACCUGGGUUGUAACGGUCAGUUGUUACCUUUUCUCUUUGGGAAUGUCAGCUACUGCUAGUAUCACUGCACCGGUUCAAUUAUGUCGAAGGUUGUUUGGUGAACCUGUAUCAUGUAUACGUAUUCAACAAACUUUGGAGACAAUUAUACGUAAAGAUUUAGACCGUUUCCAAAACAAAUGGAACUUUCAACCACCCAAUAUUGUAUUAGAGAACAAAAUUCGGAAACCACUUUCUGUACAUCAAUUACAUAGUGGAAAUUUACAGAAAAAUUCUACAAAUGAAAUCAUUUUAGAACCUGUUCAAUCACCUCCAAGUUUCUAUAUAAAAUCUCCGCGUAAAUUAAAAGCAUUUCGACGUCUUCCAGUGUCAGUAGCGCAAAAAACACGCAUGGAACUCUAUAAAAAGUCUACAAAUAGUGAACUCAAAAAUUUCACUUAUUCAUUUAAUUCAUCAUAUAACUUAUCUAAUACUGAUACUUUAUUAAAUGAUAAUCAAAAAUCUGAAAUGAACUUUCCUUCAACGACAGAGUCAACUAUCUCAAUAACUCUGAAUCAACCACCGCCAACAUCAUCAUCAACACCAUACAAAUUCAGCAACAUAUCACAAGUUACUGAAAAGUUAUCAGAAAUAACAACGACAACAUUACCUGUGAAUCCAAUCAUUAUCCGUUCAGAUAAUAAUCGUAAUAAUAUAAUGUUACCAUCAAGUUCGAAUCCCUCUUCUCAACAUUCAGUUAAGCUGAUAAAACCUGAUCGAUUAAGUUUAAAGAAAUCUGGGCCUAAAGUAACAGAUUAUUUUGCUGUUAAGCGACGACGACAAUCUAUGAAGUAAUUCAUAGUUUUCAGGAAGAAACAAAAACAAUAAAGAAGAUCAAUUCGUUGAAUAAUGAGAAUGCAUCAUAAAAAAUUGGAUAAUAACUUUUUUUUCAAUUAUUUGAUGGAACAAUCAUUAAAUAAUAAAAAAAAACACAAAAAACGACAUUGUUUAACACAACGCAGAUUUAUUUAUUUCUAUCCCCCAUUUCCUCACUUAUUCCCCUUAAAUAUACUCUGUGAAUUAAGUCUCCCUUCCCCUCCUCUUUGUUCUCAAUUAUUCAUCGUUUUUUUUUCUCUCUUAUUCUAACUCUAUUUUAAGUUAUGUUAAACAAUACAGAUUUUAUUAUGUACUAUUAUUAUAAUUAUUAUUAUUGCCAAUAAUAUUAUUAAAAUUAUGUUUAUAAAUUG
Messenger RNA from Schistosoma margrebowiei, 1578 nucleotides. Lineage: Eukaryota; Metazoa; Platyhelminthes; Trematoda; Strigeidida; Schistosomatidae. The record is from the annotation of a GenBank genome assembly.